AUGGUACUGAUCUAUUACCAAAGAUACGAAGAGGAAGAGGAUGAAUUUUUGCGAGAACUGGAAAACAUGCGAGCACAAGUCUCCGAACGACCGCCGCUUUGCGAGGAUGUUCCAGUACUAGGCGCACUCUGCAGCUUGGUUGGUGAAAUUGGCGAGCUACGCCGGGAAAACAAGGCACUCCGUCAGCGUCUCAACACAGUGGUGGAACCAAAGCGCGGUGUUGUACAUCGAGUCAGUGCUCUCCUGGAAAAUCGCAGCAAUUUCAUCCCCAAACUGAUCGGACGUCGAGCUUUCAAUCAGUCCGAGAUACGAUCUGGAGCGCGCGAACGUUUGUCCACACCUCCAUAUAAGGAAAGUUUGACAGCCAGUUCAUAUUCGACUGACAUCUCAUCGGACGUAUCUGAUCCACAUCGUGCGACGCUGUCAACAACACGAAAGAAGGUUGCACCACCACUGGUGCUUCCGGAGCUGAGCGAUUCGGAUAUUGAGCAUUCCAUUUUCUUCGAGGUAGCACUGCCGGAAUUCAAUGACGGAAAAAAAGCAGCGCGUGGCAGCCGCACUACGAGCAGACGCUCAAAAGUACUGUCGCUGUCUGAGCGGACCAGUCCAUCGUCUGCUUCAUCGCGGGACCAUUCCGAAAAUAUGAGUAUGAGUCGGUUUGCUCUGUAA
This is a messenger RNA of Gongylonema pulchrum, 669 nucleotides long. Lineage: Eukaryota; Metazoa; Nematoda; Chromadorea; Rhabditida; Gongylonematidae. The record is from the annotation of a GenBank genome assembly.